Molecule: messenger RNA, 2106 nt
Organism: Phytophthora nicotianae INRA-310
Lineage: Eukaryota; Oomycota; Peronosporomycetes; Peronosporales; Peronosporaceae
Exons: 2
Coding region: 1-2106 (701 amino acids)
Source: RefSeq, a predicted model, not a curated record
AUGGAGGAUCUAAUAGCGUACGCGUCGGGAACUGCUCACCGUGCCGACACUGGCGCUCCUGUUGCUGCCCCGGUCGCCCCCAGGGAACCGGAAGAAGAAGUAGGCUGUAGCAGCCAAAGCGCCGCGAGUGACAGCGAGAAGCUUGACGACAGCGAGGACGAGGACUUCACCCCCGACUCACAGGCAUCUAGUUACGACGAAGAGCCCCUUACAGCUGAGAGCGCAGAUAGUGGAGAGGAGGACACUGCUGCUGAGGGUGACGAGGACAUUGGUAUCUAUUUGAUGGACCAGGAUCUUCGUGGCCAAGUUACCUCCAUUCUUCAAGCUGAUGCGUGUGGGAAUCGCUGCGUGGAGAGCAAGACUAAGCAGCCGGAGUUGCUGCUCUGCUCGCUGUCCACAAUGACGAACACAGAGAAGUCCAUCAGCCUCUACACUCUUUUGGGGGCACUGAUGCAGGUGCCUGUCGAUCGUGCCCGUGGGUAUGGACUUCUGGAUAAGUUCGCAUACUAUCUUCCUUUCGUGGGCAAGGUGUGUCGGCCCACGUUUGCUCGCUGCUACGGUGUGGUGCCGCUCACUGUUCAACGAUACAAAAACCACGUCCGUGACGGAAAUAUCGGGGCAAAGAGUCAUGGGAACACUUUGAACCAGAACGCAGCGGCUGUCGAACUGGUCUGGUUAGUGAAGUGGUUUAAGGAGUUUGCAGAGGAGGUUGGGGAGGUUGUGCCGGUGAGAGUUCGAAUGCAGAAGACGAAGGAUGGCGUCACGAAGAAAUAUUACAGCAGCGACAGGUACACGCUACUGCCCGCGCACUUCACAUGGAAUGUUUUGUACGAGGAGAUGCACAGCUUCGUGGAGCAGAUUCGCCUGCGCGUCCGAGAGCCUGCACCUUCGACGAUGAGGAAGCUACUGACGCUCCAUUGUCCGACCAUUCGCAUUCGGUCGCCAAGAAGCAACGUGUGUGAUAUCUGUUCCAUCUACCAUACAAGCAUGCGCAACGACGUCAGUGCAGAGAAAACCGAGGCGCUUGGCAGACACACGGAGUCCGCUCGCAAAAUGCGCCGUGAAUGCAAGAAGGACAAGACUUCAGUGAGCGACGACCACGCCGUUAUCGUCAUGGACUUCUCGCAGAACCUUACUGUUCCUAGCAUUGCCAGUACGCCGUCGCAGUGGUAUUUUUGCUCACUGUUGUCCGUCAGUUGCUUCGGCAUUUUCUGCGAGAACGACGGUAUUCAAACCAACUACCUCUACGAUGGAACAGCGAGUGGAAAAGGCAGCGACCAGAUCAACUCCAUGCUAGAACAUUUUCUCCGGACCAAGGUUCUGUCUGAAGGCAAGAAUAGAUUGACUGUUUACGCUGACAAUUGCUCGGGUCAGAACAAGAACAACUACGUCAUCAAGUUCUUGUUGGCGCAAGUGGACAUGGGGCUGCUGAAGCACGUAGACUACAAGUUCUUUGUAAAGGGCCACACGAGGAACUCGUGCGAUCGAGGCUUCGGUCAUAUUCGCAAGCAUGUUGCGAAAGUAGAUUGCUAUACUGUGGCUCAGGUAGUGGACGCUGUUAAGGAAGCCGCGGCGAACUCUGUGACAGUUCACAUUCCACGUGGUAGUUCGCAGUUUAAGAGUUACAAGGGCGUGCUGACGGAGCUGUACAAACGCCUAGAAGGCAUUCAGCAAUAUCAGAUCUUCUCCAUGGACGAGGUGUCGAUUGGAGUAGUGUCGUGUAGGAAGGAACCUAACGAUGAGCCUGUCGAGAUGAAUCUCCGGCGUAAGUUUGACGGUAUCCUCACGACAAAGGAGAAGGUGGUGAAGAUGAUGAGCGACCACGUGGAGGUGCUGGCCCCACCACCGCCCAAUGUGGAGAAAAGCCAAACGAUGUACCAUAACAUCAGGCCAUACGUCCCUGAGGAGUUCCGAGACGAUCCACUGUACGCAAAACCGAGUGCGCAAGACCACCUGGAUGCCAAAGCAGCCAAGCAGGCACGCCGAGACCACCGUGCGGCCAUGGUAGUGGCAGCGAAAGCGAAUCAGGACCGUCGUGGGCGCGAAGACGUCGGGCCAAGCGCCGAGGAAGCGCCUGCAAAGAAGAGGAAGGCCCCAAAGAAGUAA